Messenger RNA from Suricata suricatta (meerkat), 777 nucleotides. RefSeq names its product HLA class II histocompatibility antigen, DQ alpha 2 chain-like. Gene Ontology annotation, biological process: positive regulation of T cell activation; immunoglobulin production involved in immunoglobulin-mediated immune response; antigen processing and presentation of exogenous peptide antigen via MHC class II. Gene Ontology annotation, molecular function: MHC class II protein complex binding. The record is from RefSeq and is a predicted model, not a curated record. NCBI's taxonomy places the organism in Eukaryota, Metazoa, Chordata, Mammalia, Carnivora, Herpestidae. The annotation marks the transcript as partial. The transcript has 3 exons. Gene Ontology annotation, cellular component: MHC class II protein complex.
UGCCCCUUCCUCACCACAGAGGUUCCUGAGGUGACUGUGUUUCCCAAGUCUCCUGUGACACUGGGUCAGCCCAACACCCUCAUCUGCCUUGUGGACAACAUCUUUCCUCCUGUGAUCGAUGUCACAUGGUUGAAGAAUAGACUCUCAGUCACAGAAGGUGUUUCUGAAACCAGCUUCCUCGCCAAAAAGGAUCAUUCCUUCUAUAAGAUAAGUUACCUCACCUUCCUGCCUUCUGCUGAUGAUAUUUAUGACUGCAAGGUGGAGCACUGGGGCCUGGACGAGCCGCUUCUCAAACACUGGGAACCUCAGGUCCCAAUCCCUAUGUCGGAGCUGACAGAGACUAUGGUCUGUGGCCUGGGACUGGCCAUGGGCCUUGUGGGCAUCGUGGUGGGCACUGUCUUCAUUCUCCAAGGCCUGAGCUCAAGUGGUGCCUCUGGACAUCAAGGGCCUUUGUGAGCCGCACCCUAGGAAGGAAGGUACAAUGCCUGCCCACCUCCAACGCAGAAGAGUGAACCUGAUGGAUGACCUGGCACUAUUUCCUGGCCCAGUUCAUCAUAUUCCUACUCUAACUCUCCUCCUCUCAUCUCUUCCCUGGGACUUGGGGUGCUAUAGCCUCUGAGAGUUGGAAACCUGCCUUUGACCACCUGAUUUUUUUUCUUUUCUCAGUUGUUACCUACAGUGAGAUCUCUGGGAUACUCCACUCAGUUACCUGAUCCCUUGUGCCCCUGAUCCAAUAUUCCUUUGGAAACAAUAAAUUUCCCUUUAUGAGAUCUUUUA